Messenger RNA from Hibiscus syriacus, 4244 nucleotides. RefSeq names its product elongator complex protein 1. NCBI's taxonomy places the organism in Eukaryota, Viridiplantae, Streptophyta, Magnoliopsida, Malvales, Malvaceae. The coding region runs from base 49 to 4032 and encodes 1327 amino acids. Gene Ontology annotation, molecular function: protein binding; tRNA binding. Gene Ontology annotation, cellular component: cytosol; elongator holoenzyme complex. Gene Ontology annotation, biological process: tRNA wobble base 5-methoxycarbonylmethyl-2-thiouridinylation. The record is from RefSeq and is a predicted model, not a curated record. The transcript is spliced from 6 exons.
UUCAAUUUUUGCUAGGGUUUUCCAGCUCUUGAAAAUAAGGAAAAGAAGAUGAAAAACCUGAAGCUUUAUUCGGAGAUAACAUCGAACCUUCAGUUACAAUCAGAAGGCGAAGUAUUACUGUUCUCUGCAUAUGAUAUCGAGAGAAAUCGCUUCUUCUUUGCUUCUUCCUAUAAUCUUAUUUACACACUCCAUCUUUCUUCUCUCCAAAAUGAACGGGGGUGGUCAAAAGCUCCGUUACAAGCUGAAAUCGAUCCAUUGGAUUUGGAGCCUGAGGAUGUUAUUACCUCAUUUGAUUAUCUUAUGGAGAAAGAAGCACUGAUAGUGGGUACUUCUUGUGGGCUUUUGCUACUGCACUCCGUGGAUGGAAAGGAAACAGAAGUCGUUGGUCGGGUCGACGGUGGAGUCAAGUGCAUUUCACCUAGUCCGGAUGGAGACUUGCUUGGCGUAACCACGGGUUUCAGACAAUUACUGGUUAUGACUCAUGAUUGGGAUUUGUUGUAUGAGACUGCAUUGGAGGACCACCCUGAUGGAGUUGACGUGUGUGAACCCGGAUUUUCAUCCAGAGAAAUGUUUGGAAGUCCCAUCUCUUGGAGAGGUGAUGGGAAGUACUUUGCCACUCUAAGCGAGGUGUUGAAUUCAUCUUCUUCAAAUAAGAGGCUUAAGGUCUGGGAGCGGGAUGCUGGAACAGUACAUACUUCCUCAGAGCCAAAGGAAUUAAUGGGGUCUAUUCUGGAGUGGAUGCCUAGUGGAGCGAAAAUUGCUACCGUUUGUGACAGGAAGGCACAGAAUGAGGGUCCAUCAAUAGUUUUCUAUGAAAGGAACGGAUUAGAGAGAAACUCAUUUAACACUGGUGAACCAGUUGAUGCAAGUGUAGAACUUCUGAAGUGGAAUUGCAGUUCUGAUCUUCUUGCGACUGUUGUCAGAUCUGGAAAUUAUGAUUCUCUUAAGAUCUGGCUUUUCAGCAACAACCAUUGGUAUCUAAAGCAUGAAAUCAAAUACCCAAGGAAAGAUGGAGUUCGAUUCAUGUGGGAUCCAACAAAGUCACAGCAAUUAAUUUGUUGGUCUCUUGAUGGGCAGGUCACAGUUUUCAAAUUCAUCUGGGUAACAGCUGUCAUGGAUGAGUCAACAGCCUUAGUUAUAGAUGGCUCUAAGAUCCUUGUGACCCCCCUCUCUUUGUUCUUAAUGCCGCCUCCGAUGCAUUUAUUUAGCCUUAAUUUCCCAAGUGCUGUUCGAGAAAUGGUUUUUUAUUCCAUGGCUGGUAAGAAUCGCUUGGCUGCGUUUUUAUCAAAUGGCUGUCUCUGUGUUGCAGAGCUUCCUAUGCCUGACACUUGGGAUUCUCUGGAGGGCAAAGAAUUUAGUGUGGAACUGUGUGCAUCUGAAACGCCUGUGGGUUCCUUUGUACAUCUUACAUGGCUGGACUCACACCUGCUUCUUGCUGUUUCUCAGCAUGGAUUCAAUCACAUCAAUUGUUAUUUCCAAACCUCUUCAAAUGAGGAUAGUCUUCUUGGUUUCUAUUUGCAGGAAAUUGAGCUUGCUUGUUCUGAGGAUAGCGUCCCAGGUCUACUGACUUGCUCUGGCUGGCAUGCAAAAGUUUCACAUCAGAAUUUGUUGGAAGGACUUGUAAUGGGUAUUACUCCCAAUCCUGCUAAAAAAUGUUCAGCUUUUGUCCAGUUUGAUGGUGGAGAAGUUUUUGAAUAUACAUCUAAGUUGGGAAUUAACAAACGGGAUUUUAAACAUGAUGAGUUAAGGUUUUUUUCAUCUUGCCCCUGGAUGAAGGUGGUUCUAGUUGGUGCAACUGAACCAUCAAAGCUUUUGCUUUUUGGUCUUGAUGAUAUGGGGAGGCUUCAUGUUGGUAGGAAAAUACUAUGCAGCAACUGCAGCAGUUUCUCAUUUUACUCUAAUUUAGCUGACAAUGUAAUCACACAUUUGAUUCUUGCAACAAAACAGGAUUUGCUCUUUAUCGUGGACAUCAGUGAUAUAUUGCAUGGAGAAUUAGAAUUAACAUAUGAAAACUUUAUCCAUGCUGGUAGCAAACAAAAGGAAGAGGAGAAUAUUAACUUCAUAAAUAUUUGGGAAAGAGGUGCCAAAAUCAUUGGGGUUUUACAUGGAGAUGAAGCUGCUGUCAUAUUGCAAACAAAUCGAGGAAAUCUGGAAUGCAUCUGUCCGAGAAAACUGGUGCUAGCCUCAAUUGUCAAUGCUUUGAACCAAAGGCGCUUUAGGGAUGCACUUCUUAUAGUGAGGCGACACAGGAUCGAUUUCAAUGUGAUUGUUGAUUAUUGUGGAUUGCAGGUGUUCAAUCAAUUAGCUUCAGAGUUUGUCAAGCAAGUAAAAAAUUUGAGUUACAUAACUGACUUUGUUUGUGCAAUUAAAAACGAAAAUGUGAUGGAGAAACUUUACAAGAAAUUUCUCUCUUCACCAUGCUGCAAGGAGCAAAAGGAUCUAUUAACCAAUGAGUUCAAGGGUUCUGGUGCUAGUUUAGAUGUGAAUAACAAGGUAUCGUCAGUGCUUCUGGCCGUAAGGAGCGCUCUUGAGGAACAAGUAUCUGAAAGUCCUGCCAGGGAGCUCUGUAUUUUGACCACUCUAGCUCGUAGUGAACCCCCUGCUCUUGAAGAGGCUUUAGAGAGGGUAAAGAUAAUCCGGGAGAUGGAGUUAUCAGGUUCUGGUGACCCAAGACAAGUAAAUUGCCCUUCUGCUGAAGAAGCUCUGAAACAUCUUCUGUGGUUAUCAGAUUCAGAGGCCGUCUUUGAAGCUGCUUUGGGCCUUUAUGAUUUGAACCUUGCAGCUAUUGUGGCACUGAAUUCACAGCGAGACCCUAAGGAAUUUCUUCCCUUUCUCCAGGAAUUGGAGCAUAUGCCUAUUCUCUUGAUGCGCUAUAAUAUUGACCUUAGGCUACACAGGUUUGAGAAAGCUCUCAAACAUAUUGUAUCUGCAGGUGAUGCCCAUUUCUCUGAUUGCAUGAACCUUAUGAAGAAAAAUCCUCAACUUUUUCCUCUAGGACUUCAGCUGAUUACUGAUCCUACUCGAAGACGGCAGGUCCUUGACGCUUGGGGAGAUCAUCUCAGUGAUGAAAAAUGCUUUGAAGAUGCUGCUGCAACUUACUUGUGUUGCUCCAAUUUGCAAAAGGCUUUGAAGGCUUAUCGUGAAUGUGGUAACUGGAGUGGUGUGCUGACAGUUGCUGGGCUGUUAAAGCUGGAAAAGAAUGAAGUAAUGCAACUGGCUCAUGAGCUUUAUGAGGAACUCCAAGCCCUUGGUAAACCUGGAGAAGCUGCCAAGAUUGCAUUGGAAUAUUGUGGAGAUAUUAAUGCUGGAAUUAAUUUGCUAAUCAGUGCAAGGGAUUGGGAGGAGGCGUUGAGGGUUGCCUUUUUGCAUAGCGGAGAGGAUUUAGUCUUGUUGGUGAAAAAUGCAGCACUGGAAUGUGCAAGCAGCCUAAUAGAUGAAUAUAAGGAAGGGCUGGAGAAAGUGGGGAAAUAUUUGACUCGCUAUUUAGCUGUUCGGCAAAGAAGGUUGCUUCUUGCAGCAAAGCUACAGUCAGAGGAAAGGUCAAUAAAUGACCUCGAUGAUGAUACUGCUUCAGAAGCUAGUAGUACAUUCAGUGGAAUGAGUGUCUACACCAGAGGGACAAGAAAAAGCUCUGCUGCUUCAACUGCCUCAACCGCAGCUAGCAGGGCAAGAGAUACUAGGCGUCAGCGAAGUAGAGGAAAAAUUCGUCCGGGCAGCCCGGGCGAGGAGAUGGCUCUUGUAGAACACUUGAAAGCCAUGUCCCUAACAGCUGGAGCAAGGAAGGAACUAAAGUCGUUGUUGGUUUCUCUUGUAAUGCUUGGCGAGGAAGAAACUGCUCGAAAGGUGCAACACGUGGGAGAGAACUUUCAACUUUCUCACAUGGCUGCAGUCAGACUAGCUGAAGAUACAUUAUCCGAUGAUACAAUAAAUGAGCAGGCACAUACUUUGGAGCGAUACCUACAGAAAGUGAAAACGGAACAGCAGGAUUCAAAUGUUUUUUCAUGGUGCAGUCGAGUAUUCUUUUCUCCUUGACAGGCCCAAGGGGAUGUAUACACCCAAGCUGCUGUGCAUUUUGAGAUGAUGAGAGAAGUCGGGAGAUAGCAGUCACUGAUUAUUUAUUCCAUGGAAGUAGCUUUCUAAAUCUUCCACCCUUCAUUUCUUUGGCAUUAGAAACUUUAUUGGAUUUUGCAUUUGUUCCAUCUGCUUUACUUAAUUAUGUUUUUGCUUAAUUAAGCUUUUAUUUA